AAAGUUUUAUAUAGCUUAUUAUACUGAGCCAUUAACAGCAGCAGAGCGUUUAUAAGUUGAGGCAACCGUUAAAAUAUUAAAAACAAAAAUUUACAUAAAAAUAUUUAUUAAAAAAGUUACUAAAACCAGCAAAGGAAAUCCAUAACUAUGAAGUCCUACACGAGCGCACUCUCCAUUUUCGUUGUCAUCUUGGCACUAGCAAAUGCCACUGAAGUGAGAAAAUGUCCAAAAUCCGCUGCACGCGCUCUCACCGCAGACGAAGUGACCAUCUCCAGUUGUCCGAAAAAUAAAUGCACACUCAAGCGUAACACCGAGGCCAGCAUAGAGAUGACAAUUAAGCCAGAACGCGACUUUGCCGAGCUCAAUUCUGACAUACAGGGUAUUAUUUUGGACGUACCACUACCGUUCCCCGGCUAUUAUGGCACCAGCGCUUGUCCUUACAUCUACGAUGCGGAGGGUAAGGAUAAGGUGGGCUGCCCCCUAAAAGCCGGCGAAACAUAUACCUACAAGAAUAGCUUCAAGAUAUUACCAAUUUAUCCAACUGUGAAUUUGGUCAUUCACUGGGGUUUGGGUGACAAGCAAGGUGAUGCUGUAUGCUUCCAAAUACCAGCGAAAAUUAAGUCGUAAGUGGGAAACAGUUGGCAGAGCAAUGCUGUGGGUUAAAACAUAUGGAUGUGUGUGUUAAUGUAAGAAAUGCUAAAUUGUUUAAUUGUGAUAGAUUUUUACCGAUUUUAACGCAGUAACGGUAUUGUAUUACAUAUUGUAUUAUAAAUAAAAUGAUAUACGAUUUUUUAUAAGUCUCUAGAGGCCAAAAACUCUAGAGAGCUUCUUAGAUGAGUCAAUAUCGAAAUUUCAAUGCAAAGGAGUUAAUUGACUUAAUUAAGGGGCUGUCUGAAAGGCUUUUUGGUAAAUUUAUUCGACUAGAGAAGGUAGAUUUUUAAAUAAAACUUGCACUUAGCACUCCAUUA
Messenger RNA from Ceratitis capitata (Mediterranean fruit fly), 968 nucleotides. It is a transcript of the gene Npc2b, whose product is annotated as ecdysteroid-regulated 16 kDa protein. The transcript has 3 exons. Gene Ontology annotation, molecular function: sterol binding. NCBI's taxonomy places the organism in Eukaryota, Metazoa, Arthropoda, Insecta, Diptera, Tephritidae. Gene Ontology annotation, biological process: intracellular cholesterol transport. The coding region runs from base 148 to 627 and encodes 159 amino acids. The record is from RefSeq and is a predicted model, not a curated record.